UCUCAUUCUCAAGGACCUUCUUAAAGCGGCGAUCUGAGGAAAAUUUGUGCUACGACUUAGAAAACAGAGAAAGAUUUGUCACUUGUUUUGAGUACAUGGUCUCUGUAUUACUUAAUUUUUCUUUUAUUUAGACCAGUAUCAUUGUGUGAAUAUAUCCCCGUAUUUAUUCUGUUUGUUUAGAAGUCAACAACCGCUCAGCCGGCACUGGACUUGUUAGUCGCUGGGUGGGCAUUUAUCCCCAUUCCCCAGCUAGUUAGCUGGCUAGCCAAGGUGCUAGUUUAGCUUACUGGCUAACAGUCGUGAGCUGACGCGGUCCGAGCAGUGGACCUCACAAAGAUAAACCUGAGAAUAGAUCGUUGGGAAAUAAGCUGUUUGCUCUGUGUCUAGUCUGUCAUGGAGAACGACACUUGUGUUGAGUUGAAGACUGGUGAUGCUGCUGUGGAUCAUGUAAAACAGCAGUCUGUACCUGCAGCACCUUACAGAUAUUCAAAGGAGGAGCUUCUGGAAAUCAAAGAAUUGCCAAUCUCCAACGAAAGGCCAGAAUGUCUCUCUGAGAAAUAUGACAGUGAUGGUGUCUGGGACCCUGAGAAGUGGCAUGCCUCGCUGUAUCCCACUUCAGAGCGCAGCUCACCAAUGGAAGGCUUUAAGAAGGACUUCAUGGAUGAUAGGAUUCCUAUGAAACGAAGAAUCCCAGACCCUCGGGAGCGGUUGAAAGAGGAUGAUAUAGAUGUCAUCCUGAGCCCACAACGACGCAGCUUUGGAGGUGGAUGUCAGGGCAAUGCUGCACUUGCACCUCAUAUCCGGCGCCCAAUCAGUCCCCUGGAGAAUAAGGAGAACGAAAGUCUCCGUCUAGGAGGGGCCCGUAGAAUUGGGAGUGGACGUAUAAUUCCUGCACGAGCUUUUGAGAGGGAAGCUCGUGCAGAGAAAGAACGGGAACGUGAGCGAGAAUUCAAAGACAAGAGAUUCAGGAGAGAUUUUGGUGACAAACGUGUCUUCAGCGAGAGAAGAAGGAAUGACUCUUAUGCAGAAGAGGAGCCAGAGUGGUUUUCCGAGGGUCCAACGAGUCAGUCUGAGACAAUUGAACUUAUCGGAUUUGAUGACAAAAUCUUAGAGGACGACAAACGCAGGUCCAAACGGCCAAGAAAGCGGACAGAGUCUUUAAAAGAAGUGGUGGAAUGUAACGGUGGACAAGUAGAACAAGAAGGUCUGCGGUCUACAGCCGAUCAGGAGGUUCCUCACCCUGAUGUUCUGCCAGAACAGUCAACCAGGGAGUUUGAUUUCAAUGAAUUCUUCAACCUUGAGAACACAAUGCCUGGAUUGGCCUCUAUGAUAGAGGAUGUUUUGGGGGAGGGCCCUGCAUCAGCCAGCCGCUUCACUCAGUGGUUUUCCAGUAAUAUGAGCCCUUCAGGCAGCCAGUCCAGCAGUCUGAGGUCUACUCCUCAUGAGGAGUUGGAAACACUUGCAGGGCUUGAACCACGUUGCAUCUCUCCUCGCCAAGACCCAGCACCAUAUUUCACACCCAUUCAAUCAGAGCGCCGGGAAAAGGUGGACAUCCUGGAGCUGCUUCACAAAGCCAAGAUUGACCUGAAGCCACUUCUCUCCACUCUGUCAGUAAACAAAGCAAGGCUACGUGAAGGCACUCACACCGGAGUGGUGCUCUCACUGGAGGAGGUGGAGGGAGGGAUGAAGGGGAUGAAGCUCAGUGCAGGACCACAGGAACGUAGGGUUCCACCUCCAGCCAGGGGAAAUGGCACGCCCUUCAUGGCUGAGCAUUUAGAGGAGGCUUUGACUGGCGGCCCCAGUGCCCGUCAUCGCUCACGUGACACUGACAUGUCGGCCUUCAAUAAACUGGUUAGCACCAUGAAGGCAAGUGGAACCUUACCAACUCACCCCAAAACCAACACAAACAAUCAGCCCUCAGACUCCACUCCGUUGGCAGUCUCUGAAGCUCAGGUGCCUGUACAGCAGCAGAACAAUAUUUUCCAGGAGCUCCUGGGUGGUCCAGGUCGGAGCAGUUCACCUACACUUCUUAGCAACCUGUUGGGCACCACCGAGGGUACGACCUCUUCUGCCCCCCUCCAUGCCCUGUUACACAAGGGCCCCUCACCAUCUUUCUUUGCACAGAGGGCGCCUUCACCAGACUACUUCAACAGGUUGCAUCCUCCAGCAGGUUUUCCUGUUGGUCCUCAGCCCAUGCUUCCUGAGCAGUUUGACGUCCACAGGUCCAUCAGCCCAGGAUCUGCUGCACAGCAACAGAUGAGGGCGCAUUCGAUGCCUGUGAAUCAGGCCGACCUGGAGGCACUGAUGUUACAACAUGACCUGGCUCUACAGGCCCAACACGCAUUCCAGUCCAGCUACAACAAGCCACUGCAGGACAAGUCUUUUCGAAAUAGACCACAGCGUGGUGUUCGUUCCCCUGGUCCAGGCUCUCAGCCUGCAGGCAGAAACUCUCCAGGAAAUGCUGUCACCAGCAUGUUGUCUCCUUCAUUUACACCUACAUCUGUGAUCCGGAAAAUGUACGCAACUAAAGAGAAGAGUAAGGAUGAACCUUCUGGUCGUACAGACAAAGAGGAGGCUGCAGCACAUUCUCAUGAUGGAAACAGCUCUCCAAACACAUGCCUAGAAGCGGGGGACGGAAGUGCAGGCCACUCUGGGGUCAAGGCCAGUUCACAGACAAUACCUACCAAGGACCAAGAGCGUCUCAGGCCCGGCUCUUCAGGGCCCCACACACCAGCCAUGGCACCCCCGGGGACAUCGUCAUCGUUUCCUCGUCCAGUCUACCCAGUACCACUUUUAUCACACGUGUCCAUGAUGCGUCCUCCGCCUCCCCAGCUUCACCCGAAUGUGGUUCAAAGAAUGCUAGCUCAGGGCAUCCAGCCCCAGCAGCUUGGACCUGCACUUGUGCAAGCUGGUAUAUUUGUUUUUGGGGUUGAUCUCACACAACUACAAGGCUUGCCUCCUGCCCUCCUCGGACAACCGCUGUACCCUCUCAGUGCCACAGGGCAUCCAAUACUACCUCCAAGAGCAAAUACUCAAAUGCAGCUAGCAGUCAUGCAGCAGCAGCUUCAGCAACAGAGACCGAUUCAUCCAGGUGUUCAAGGACCUCUGUCACAGAGCCAAGGCCCCCACCGGACAAAUGGUUCUCAGCAACACGGAGCCAGCCCCCCUCUAGGCCUGUCUAAGUGGUUUGGAACAGAUGUGUUGGAACAACCCCUCCCUUCAAUGCCAGCCAAGGUCAUAAGCGUCGAUGAAUUGGAGCUGCGGCCGUAAGAAGCAACCGUGCUGGAUAGCAGGAAGUCCCCCCUCCCAUCCCUUUCUUGGGCAGAUCUCCUCCACCUUGUUACCAUAGAAAUGUGAAUUUUAAUUUGGAAGACAGUGCACAGAACUGGAUAGUCAAACCAUGUCAUUACUUCAAUCUUGAUCACUGCUUUAUGAAGAGGGAACGGAUGGAGAUGUUUUUGGGUUGUUUUUUUUGUUGUUUUUUUUGUAGCCGAGUGAAGUUUUUGGUUGUUUUUUGUAUUAGAUGAUGCACAGUAAAUAUUGUAUAGGCCUAAUUGUACAGACCAUGGGAAAUGAUGUAAUGCUCCCUGUAUAUAGGUAUGGUGGUUUGGUUUCUUUACCUGGGUUUGGGGAAGGUUAAAACUGUUGCAGUAGACUGAACUGUGAGAUGAUCACUCAGAGCUGGUAGCAUUCCUCUGUCUUGUCCACCCUGAACCCUCUUCUCCCUCACACACACACUGAGAAAAGGGUCAUUUGGUUUGUGAAUGAUUGUUUCCACCCAACCCUUGUGUUGUGGUAUGAAUAGUGGCCCUUUCCAAUCAAGGCGAUUGGCAGGAGCAUGACGAGACAACUGCAGAGGAAGGAUGGUUGUGCCUUUUCUUUUUUUCCUUUCCCAUUUCUCUUCGAAAUGUAUCCUCUCCCGUCCACGCCACCGUUUGGCGACGGCACUGCUCACACUGUCAUGGUCUGGAGGGUGUUGGGGAUGCAGUUUAUGUGCUGAAAGCACAAAUAGAAUUAAUAAAUAAAAACUUGAGUAACAAUGUA
Messenger RNA from Cynoglossus semilaevis (tongue sole), 4044 nucleotides. RefSeq names its product eukaryotic translation initiation factor 4E nuclear import factor 1 (gene eif4enif1). Gene Ontology annotation, molecular function: mRNA binding. The coding region runs from base 394 to 3270 and encodes 958 amino acids. The record is from RefSeq and is a predicted model, not a curated record. The transcript has 19 exons. Lineage: Eukaryota; Metazoa; Chordata; Actinopteri; Pleuronectiformes; Cynoglossidae. Gene Ontology annotation, biological process: negative regulation of translation. Gene Ontology annotation, cellular component: nucleus; cytoplasm.